This is a messenger RNA of Melanaphis sacchari, 1618 nucleotides long. It is a transcript of the gene CARPA, whose product is annotated as carbonic anhydrase-related protein 10. Bases 204 to 1196 code for a protein of 330 amino acids. Gene Ontology annotation, molecular function: carbonate dehydratase activity; zinc ion binding. The record is from RefSeq and is a predicted model, not a curated record. The transcript is spliced from 12 exons. NCBI's taxonomy places the organism in Eukaryota, Metazoa, Arthropoda, Insecta, Hemiptera, Aphididae.
ACUCGCAGACCGGGACUGUAUCGCGUUGCUUGUGUAUUUUUCCAAUUACGAAAUAUUUCGUUAUAAAUUAAAAAAAAAAAUAACAAUAAUAAUUUGAAUUGAAAAUGUAUAGUCUAAAACAUAAUGUAUCACCAAUAAAAUGAUAAAGAACAUCUAUAUAUAAUCUGUACUAACAAAACAGAAUUGAACUACACAAUUUCGUCAUGAUUUCAAAUUCAGUCAAAUUACUUGUAAUACAUUUUGGUCUUAUACUUGCAUUCGGAAAUUUUGGCGUUCAGGCCAGUUGGGACGAGUGGUGGACGUACGACGGAAUAUCAGGGCCAAAAUAUUGGGGAGUUUUAAAUCCACUGUGGAAGUUAUGCUCGAUUGGCAAACGGCAAUCUCCAAUUGACAUUGAUCCGGAUAAACUGCUGUUCGAUCCAUUUUUGAAAAAUCUUCACAUCGAUAAAGACAAAGUUAGUGGAACAAUCGAAAACACUGGACAAUCUUUGGUAUUCAGAGUGGAUAAAGAGUCGAAAUACGUUUUGAACAUCACCGAAGGUCCUCUGACUUAUCGCUAUCAAUUCCAAGAAUUCUACAUACACUUUGGCACUGAUAACAAUCUUGGGUCUGAACAUAAAAUCCAGGGUUACUCGUUUCCGGCUGAAAUUCAACUUUAUGGUUACAAUACUGAUCUUUAUUCAAAUAUGUCCGAAGCUCAAAUGAAAUCUCAAGGCAUUGUGGGUGUAUCACUUAUGGUCCAAAUUGGACAAACAACGAAUUCGGAAUUUCAAAUGGUCACCAACGAGUUUAGUAAACUUUUAUACAAAGGUUCUCUCCGUACAAUAAAGGACAUAUCCAUCAGGGAGAUGCUUCCGGACAUCAAAUACUAUAUGACAUACGAAGGAUCGACCACUCAUCCUGGCUGUUGGGAGACAACUGUGUGGAUAGUACUGAACAAACCCAUUUACAUAACCAGACGCGAGAUGUACCACUUAAGGAAAUUAUCCCAAGGUUCAGUAGAACACCCAAAAGCUCCGCUGGGAAACAAUUCAAGGCCAACGCAGGAUCUACGUGAGCGGACUGUUAGGACGAAUAUUAAUUUUGCGCAAAGAACCGAAGCCGAUCCACAGGGUAAGACAUGCAAGCUGAACAUGCACAAAAACAUGUACUAUAAAGCCAACGAUUGGACAUCGGAUUCGUUGUACCAGAUAUAACUACGUUUUUACCGAUGGUUUUUGAUAUAUAAUAUGGCUUGCGGCGUUGCCACCGUCUUGUGUACCGUUUCGUCUGACUUCCGACAGUUCGACCGGAACAACUCAUUGUCAGUGGCGGUUUCCUCUACACCGAAUAACGGACGGUAUCGGUCCAGGACAAAACGAAAAAAUAUACCGCAAGUUAGAACAAUAAUAUAUUAUCAUUCCUUCAUAAUAUUUAGUAAAACCUAUCGUUAGUUAUCUUUUAAUUGCCUCUAUAUUAUAAAAUCAAAUAAUAUUAUUGUAAAUGACGACUCAUCUGAUGUUGAUGCCGGUAAUUGGGCUGAUGGGGGGAGGUAUAAACUUAUGUUUGUUAAAUAUAUUAUUAUUAUUACUAUUAUUAUUAUUAUUAUUAUUAUUAUUAUUAUAAUUAUUAUUAUAUU